This is a messenger RNA of Mustela erminea (ermine), 480 nucleotides long. It is a transcript of the gene CXCL9, whose product is annotated as C-X-C motif chemokine ligand 9. Gene Ontology annotation, molecular function: chemokine activity; CXCR chemokine receptor binding. Gene Ontology annotation, biological process: neutrophil chemotaxis; chemokine-mediated signaling pathway; inflammatory response. Gene Ontology annotation, cellular component: extracellular region. The record is from RefSeq and is a predicted model, not a curated record. NCBI's taxonomy places the organism in Eukaryota, Metazoa, Chordata, Mammalia, Carnivora, Mustelidae. The coding region runs from base 81 to 461 and encodes 126 amino acids. The transcript is spliced from 4 exons.
CCAAGAGCAUAUUCUCUAAAGAAAUUCUCAGGCGUGAAAUCCAAUACAGGAGUAAUUCAGUAGAACUCCAUACUAUCACUAUGAAGAAAGGUGGUGUUCCUCUUUUGUUGAGUAUCAUCUUCCUGACGCUGAUUGGAGGUCAAGGCACCCCAACAAUGAGGAAUAGACGCUGUUCCUGCAUCACCACCACCCAAGGAACAAUCCAGUCAAAAUUCUUAAAGGACCUUAAACAAUUUGCCCCAAGCUCUUAUUGUGAGAAAACUGAAAUCAUUGCAACAAUGAAGAAUGGAUAUCAAACGUGUCUAAACCCAGAUUUGGCAGUUGUGCAAGAAUUGAUUAAAGAGUGGGAAAAACAGGUCAACCAAAAGAAAAAGCAAAAAAAAGGGAAAAGAUAUCAAAAAAGCAAGAAAGCUUUAAAAGUUAAAAAAUCUCAACAUCCUCGUCAAAAGAAGACCACAUAAACAACCACUUUACCAGCAA